Molecule: messenger RNA, 1708 nt
Organism: Culicoides brevitarsis
Lineage: Eukaryota; Metazoa; Arthropoda; Insecta; Diptera; Ceratopogonidae
Gene: Gdi
Product: rab GDP dissociation inhibitor alpha
Exons: 3
Coding region: 130-1458 (442 amino acids)
Biological process (GO): vesicle-mediated transport; small GTPase-mediated signal transduction; protein transport
Cellular component (GO): cytoplasm
Molecular function (GO): Rab GDP-dissociation inhibitor activity
Source: RefSeq, a predicted model, not a curated record
GGUGCAAGUCGGACAUUUUCUGCUGGUUCAUUGACGAUUAACUUUUACAACGUAUUCAGAAAAAAUCCAUUUUCUGACCUUUAAAUCAAUCAAAAGUACUUUGUUCACAGUUAAUAGAAGCAAGCGAGCAUGGAUGAAGAGUACGAUGCUAUCGUUUUGGGCACUGGCCUCAAGGAAUGCAUCCUGAGUGGUAUGUUAUCCGUGUCCGGGAAGAAGGUUUUGCAUAUCGAUCGGAACAAGUACUAUGGCGGCGAAUCCGCCUCAAUCACGCCCCUCGAGGAGCUCUUCAAGAAAUUCAAUCAGCCCCCGUCGGAGAAAUUCGGACGUGGCAGGGACUGGAAUGUCGAUCUCAUUCCCAAGUUCUUGAUGGCGAACGGGUUGCUCGUCAAACUUUUGAUCCAUACCGGAGUGACGAGAUAUCUGGAAUUCAAGUCAGUCGAGGGCAGUUACGUGUACAAAGGCGGAAAAAUCGCCAAAGUUCCCGUCGAUCAAAAAGAGGCACUUGCUUCCGAUUUAAUGGGAAUGUUUGAAAAACGUCGAUUCCGCAACUUUUUGGUCUACGUGCAGGACUUUAAAGAGGACGAUCCAAAGACCUGGAAGGAUUUCGAUCCAACCACGCAAAAUAUGAAGGCGUUAUAUGAGAAAUUCGGCUUGGACGUCAACACCCAAGACUUUACGGGACACGCUCUUGCGUUGUACCGCGACGAUGACUAUCUUGCGCAACCUGCGGUCCAAACAAUCCGACGCAUCAAGCUCUACUCCGACUCGUUAGCACGUUACGGAAAGUCUCCCUACUUGUAUCCGAUGUACGGAUUGGGAGAAUUACCACAGGGAUUUGCACGAUUGUCCGCCAUCUACGGAGGCACCUACAUGCUCGACAAACCCAUUGACGAAAUUGUCGUCGGCGAAGGUGGCAAGGUUGUUGGCGUUCGUUCCGGCAGCGAAACAGCCAAAUGUAAACAGGUCUAUUGUGAUCCUUCGUACGUCACUGACAAGGUCAAGAAAACCGGUCAAGUAAUCAGAUGCAUUUGUUUAUUGGAUCAUCCAAUUGCCAAUACCAAGGAUGCAUUAUCUACGCAAAUCAUUAUCCCGCAAAAGCAGCUCGGCCGCAAAUCCGACGUCUACGUCUCAUUGGUGAGCUACACUCAUCAGGUAUCGGCCAAAGGUUGGUUCGUCGGCAUGGUGUCGACCACCGUCGAAACGAACGAUCCCGAGAGCGAAAUCAAGGCGGGACUCGAUUUGUUGCAGCCCAUCGCCCAGAAAUUCGUCACUGUUUCGGACUACUACGAACCCACGGACAACGGCUUAGACUCUCAAAUUUUUAUAUCUCAAAGCUACGAUGCUACAACUCAUUUUGAAACUACUUGCAUGGACGUAUUGGAUAUCUUUAAGCGGGGCACUGGCGAGGACUUUGACUUCUCCAAGGUUAAGACCGAUUUGGGUGAUGAUGAGCAGUAAGCAGCAACAGCAGCGCGCUCUUUGCAACCGUGUGUCGUUGUUGUGUUCCUUUCUCAUCUGCAAAAGCACAUAAAAGUAUCGAUUCAUUACAUAUAAAAAAAAUACAACUUGGAGGUCCAUCAGCCUCAUAAAUUAUUAUCUAAAAAUUAUUGGCAUACCAUAUAUACAUGUAUGUAAUACUGCUUAUUCAAUUUCAAGCGACAUUCCAAAUAAAGUGAGUAUGUGCUGGAAAUUGUUUUUUAUCCAUCGA